ACGCGUCCACCAACGCUAACAGCCGUCCCCUAGAUCAACGUACCUGCCUGCCGCCCCAUCACAGCGAACCUUACACAUGCAUUUAUGAUGCAUUUAUCAGCCUCUGCAUUUCUGUCUCUCUGCUCUAGUGUAUUAUCCAACAUCCAGCUGACCGCUAAUUCUAAUAAUGUGCUGAUUGAUGAUGCGGUUUGUCUCAACGAAGAUGUACAGCGUACCCUUAGCCCGUAGUGAAGUGCACCGGCGCACAAACUGCCGAUGCUGCCGAUAGUUCAGUUGACAGUGAAUAGUGGAAUAGGAUUGUUCGCGCCGAGACACAUUUAGUCGGCAAAGAAGAGCGAAAAUGAUCGUUACGUGUAGCACCGUAGUACUGCUGUUAUCCGGAUUAACGGCUAUAGCGGCUGGUGAGCUCCCGAAACCAUUCGUUUGUGCGGCUCAGAUGGAAAUUAAUAGCACUGAAGCUGCAUUAAAAAAUGCCCUAUUUUGUGGGACAAGCUACAACCCGCGUUAUCGGCCAGUGAAGUAUCAGCAAGAUCGACUUGCAAUGUACAUCGGGGCUGAAGUAAUCAAUGUCGAAAAGGUGCGCAAUUACGAUUCUAGGCUGGAGAUAACGCUAGAGCUGCUGAUGCAAUGGUACGACGCUUUUCUACACUGGAACAAGCGUACGAGUGGCAAUAUAGAAACGAUUAAUGUAGCUGAGCAAGACCUCUGGACGCCAACAUUUGCAGCAAAAUCGUUUCAACGAUCGCCUCGCAUCCAAAACACUAAACAGUGUACCCGUGUCAAGUGCCAUCUUAGCUACGAUGGAGAAGUUAUCUAUACGGUGCUGUGUACAUUCACGGUCGACUGUUACACCGAGGCAAGAUACUGGGCAUUCGAUACGAAGAUUUGUACGCUGCGUAUUUAUUCCGUCGAGUACGAUACCAACCAAUUGUCGCUGUUUCACUUCCAACGCCGCCUCUCGUACCCGAGCUAUUCGCUGUUGCCGUACAAAAUUACCUCGUUUCAGAUGGCCACUGUUAACAGCACGAUGAGUCCCGAGUUUCGCAUGGAUAUUGUCAUCGAGCGAUUAGUUGGUUCGCAUUUGGUCGUUUUUCUCGUACUGAUCGUCAUGUUUUGUUUCCUGAACUUGUUUAGUCUCUGGUUUAGCAUCGACACUAGCGCUCGAACGAUCGCCGUCGUCCUGGGUACCGUGAUGCAAGGUAUGUUUCUUGUUAUCCUCUACUGGUACGGCAUGGUGAAGAUGAAACCAGUUAUCACUUUGGCACACCUGCUUCUUGGUUCGUUUGCUCUCGGCGUUAUUGCUUUCGGAUGGACGUAUUAUGCAAGAGGUCAGAUUACCUCCCGCAAGGGAUGCACUGAGUGUCCGCUAGCGGUAAUUCAGACCAUAAGCUGUUUAAGAAAAAAUCGACCAUUAACAUCGUUCUUGUCCAUCGGAUAUCUAAACGGAAGCAUCAAGAAAGACACAUUAUCCCCUGAAUGGGAAGAUAACUUACCGGAAGCGAAUAGGCAAACACAGGUACGUAAUCUACCACAGGAUGACGAUACGGCUUCCACCACAAACGACGAUAGUGAUGUUACGUGGCAGGACAUGGUGCAGCCAGUGGAUCGCAUCCUGUUCUGUGCCAUGCUUACGAUGUAUCUGCUGAUGUUCAUCGUGUAUGUGUUCUAGCAAGUUGUUCAUUCGAACACUCUCUCGCCGUACAAUAAUCAAGAACAUACAAUAUUAGCGUAUUCAUCGCUUUAUCGCAAGCAAAGACUAAUAAAAACACGAUGAAUGCGAAAAACAAA
Molecule: messenger RNA, 1788 nt
Organism: Anopheles coluzzii
Lineage: Eukaryota; Metazoa; Arthropoda; Insecta; Diptera; Culicidae
Exons: 6
Coding region: 341-1669 (442 amino acids)
Biological process (GO): regulation of membrane potential; signal transduction; monoatomic ion transmembrane transport
Cellular component (GO): synapse; neuron projection; membrane
Molecular function (GO): neurotransmitter receptor activity; transmembrane signaling receptor activity; extracellular ligand-gated monoatomic ion channel activity
Source: RefSeq, a predicted model, not a curated record